AUGCUUCAAGGGUUCCAGCUGUUCGACUAUGUUUCAAAUUCUAGAAGAAAAAUUAGCCAUCAAUUUGUAACAGAUAAUGGGUCUUUUGCUGCUAUUCGUAAUGAUUUUCUUGAACAUAUUAACAAUUAUGUGCUCAACAGAUUAUACACGACCAACUGGUCUAAAUUAAAACCAUUGAAGUUUAUAAAUAUGUCAGUGUCAGAUUUGGAACUAAAAGAAUGUCAUUCAUUAAUAUGUCCAUAUUAUAGUUUAGUUGAUUUUGUGACUUCAUAUAAAGAAGCAUCUGGACAUUCUGAAAUUAAGAUGAGCUUAUUUCAACUAGUCUUCUCAAGAUAUUGA
This is a messenger RNA of Macrosiphum euphorbiae (potato aphid), 339 nucleotides long. NCBI's taxonomy places the organism in Eukaryota, Metazoa, Arthropoda, Insecta, Hemiptera, Aphididae. The record is from the annotation of a GenBank genome assembly.